Molecule: messenger RNA, 2400 nt
Organism: Talaromyces marneffei
Lineage: Eukaryota; Fungi; Ascomycota; Eurotiomycetes; Eurotiales; Trichocomaceae
Exons: 1
Coding region: 1-2400 (799 amino acids)
Biological process (GO): mitotic cell cycle; cytoplasmic microtubule organization; meiotic cell cycle
Cellular component (GO): centrosome; equatorial microtubule organizing center; gamma-tubulin complex
Molecular function (GO): microtubule minus-end binding; gamma-tubulin binding
Source: RefSeq, a predicted model, not a curated record
AUGCUCCAUGAGAUCCUUCUCUCCCUGUCCGGCCAACCCUCGCCUCUGCUCGACUUGGAGUAUGAAAGCAGCGGCACGUCUUCAAGUCCCUUCCCUCUUCUGUCACCACCAGAGAAAGCGUUGCUCGCGUCCCUCGCUCGCCUAAGCCGACUGCAUGCCCUUCUCCGCACCCAUACCGCCCGUAUAUCGUCCUCCCACCCCUCAACGAUUUGCCGCGCCGUAUCUAGUGCCAUAUCAAUUGAUGGACUUGGAAAAUUUCAGAAGCAGAUACUUGAUGUCGAAAGAGCAGUCCUAGGCAAUGAUAGCAACUAUGUUGGCGGAUAUGGGAUUGUGCCGCUUUCCACUUUGGUGUCGGAAUUUUCUCCUUGGACACGGAGGUUGGAAUGGCUAUGGGGUGUAGCUUCCUUUAUACUGCCUGAAUCUUCUGCAAAGGAUACGACGACAUGUACGAGUGGUGCUAGUCUCAUCGACUAUCUUCGUUCGGAGUCUCAAACUGGCUAUCUAGAUUUGCAGGAGAUCGCUUUACAACUCAUCAAAGCCGCCGAAACAGCCUGGAUGCGACAAUUGUCAAUGUGGCUUUUGUACGGAGAACUACCGACAUUUGGCAAGGAAGACUUUUUUGUGCAGGCGACUGAGGUUGAGCUUGAAGAUGAUGAAUUGAGUUCUUCAGGCAAGAGAAAUGUGGACUACGUUUUGCAUAACGACUUGUUACCCAAUUUUGUUUCGGCGUCGACGGUAUCCUCGAUCUUGUUCAUUGGAAAAUCUCUAAAUCACAUCCGUAGCCAGAGGAACCGCUCAACGGCCGACAACGCGACAGGAUCUAUCACAGGUAUUACUUUGGAGACAGACCAUCUUCGACAACUGUCAUCUCUCAAGUCACCAAUCUCGACUUCGCUCCUUGCAAAUGCAGUGACUGCUAUCAGACUUUCAGUCUCGCAAACCUCCCUAUCCAAGUUAUUGCCACUGCCGAAGAUUGUCGAGAUUCUCUCCCUGAUCCAUGACUUUCUACUCCUAGGUCGUGGUGAAUUUGUGACCUCGCUUGUUUCGAAUGCAGAUUCCCGACUUCACGCUCGCAACGCUAGGCCUGGGGUUACAGCUGCAGCAGGAUUAGAUGGUGUUAUGAUCAAGGACGGUGAGGUUGCGGCAGCGCUAGCGCAGACAUGGACAGAACUCUAUGCUCUACAGAGUGAAGAGGCUCCGGUGGAUGAAGAGCUAGAUCUUGCCCGAGAAUUACUUAGUUUGUCUAUACAACCCUCAAAGAAAAGCGAUCGAACAGCGACCCCUUUUCAGGACAAUCCGGGCACAAAUAUAACGACAAAAAUUUCAUCGGUUUCAUUUGCAGACCUUUUAUUUCCAGCCGAAACUGCUUUGUCGCUCAAGAUUCAACCACCUAUUGAUCUAUUCUUGUCUAACUCGGACAUGUCAGUUUAUUCCACUAUGCAUUCAUACCUCCUCGGUAUCCGCCGCGCUCAAUUACGAUUGGGCAGUUUAUGGAAACACACAACCAUGCGUCGUCUACAUCCAUCUCCUCUAGGACCACCACGGAGCAAUACUCGUGGUGGCCAACAUCAUUUACAAACACAACGGCAGAGACACAAUGAGCGAAGUGUUCAGAUGCGACAGGUUUGGGCCACCGCUAGUGCAUCGUUAUUUGUCCUUUCGGAAAUCGGAGGCUACUUGCAAGGCGAGGUGAUUCAAGAAUCAUGGCAGCAUUUUCAGACUUGGCUUGAACGAGGUCCAACAAAUUCUGCUGUGAGCACUUCGCGACCAGGAUCGCAGCAUGAUUCAUUGAUAGCGUCAAAAUCAAGAGGCAGUUUUGCGCAGCAUAAACAAUUUAGACCCACCACAGCAAAUUCGGCAAUAGCGCCAGCAGCGCAACAACAUGAUCCCGAAACAAUCACAGUAGCACAUCGUCGCUACCUCUCUUCCCUUACACAGUCACUUUUCCUGAAUGAGGUACCGUUCACCAGCUCCCUAAGAUCAUUUCUCACCAGCCUCGAUCAUCUCAUCGCUCUUGUUUCUCGAUUAGAGACUGUCCAACGCAAUCUCGACUUGGAAGCGGACGAAGGUGUGGUAGACUCAUUGGCGGAUUAUGGCAAAGAAGAAAGCACAAUCAAAGAUGACUUACGAGACGCGCAUAAAGCCGUUCAGACCAGUAUCAAAGAUAUCAUCUCCCGUCUGCGUGAUAUAGAUGAUAGCCGAUCCGUCGAUCAGGGUCAUAGAACAAUUUUUGAAGCUACGGAAUCUGGAGCGUCAAUGGAAGAUCGAAACAUGUAUAUUCCUCGCAAAGCAGCGGGGGUUGACCAAUUGUUGAUGAAGUUGGACUUUGCGGGGUUGAAUGAUAACUCUGGGUUUGUCGAUGAUGAAGCGGAUGGUGAUAUUGUGCAAGGUUAUGAUUGA